AUUUAUCCAGAGUUCCUCACUACGAUGUGCCUCAUGAUCGGAUCGCGGUUCUGGCCCGUAAAACUCCAAAAUUUAGUUUUAAAUGUAACAUUUCGACUCACUCGGGCUCACACCCACUUCUACUCGCCUUGACUCGUAAUUCACAACUACGCAGAUUCAUCACGACUCAGACUGAGACUCGCGCCCACUCGAACUCUCUCGGACUCGCACACACAGAGACUCACGGGUGUCUCUGGAAUAAUUUUAAUCAUCUGCUAUCCUUUAGCGUUCAUCGAAAUGUCAGCACCCACAAGCGCCUUCGCACUACGUACUUUCACGAGCAUUGUGAAUGCAGCUGUUGCACCCACAAGCGCCAUCGCACUACGUACUUUCACGAGCAUUGUGAAUGCAGCUGUUGCGGUCUAGGAGUUCCUUCAGUACAGAUCAGACAAACGAAGUUUUCAAACUUUUCCCGCCAAAAUAUGAUUAUGUCACAUAGGUUCCAAUUGGUUCUAAUGCGCUGCUUACGCGUACAACUACAGUCCUACGGUUUAGAGUAACAUAAACAUAUCUCAAGGAUGUAAUCUUUUGUUACUUGAGCUUCAAACCUUCAAACACGAAGCUUCCUUGGCAGCUUGUUGGCAGCUAUCCAAACCGUACGAAAUGUUCUUUAACAACUUCUAUCUUUUUUUUUUUUUUGACGAACAAAUAUCUACAGAAGACGCGUAUGCAAAUUUUCAAAAAUAUUGAAAACAAUGAUGAUGAUAAUGAUGAAUGUAGAUGUUGCUGCCGUCUGGUGUGCGUAAAAGAAACAGCGCAACAAAUUGCAUGUGCUCCGAGAUUGAAUGCCAUUGCUGCUCUCGUACGUAGCAUUGCCAUGGCGGGAGCUGCGCUUGGGCUGCGUGCAGUGUCGCCGCCACGGUCGCCGCUCUCGUCUGUGCAUUUGUCGCCAGCUGCUCCAAAGGCCUUAUUCUGAAUGCAGCUGCGGUGGCUCAAUUACCAUGGGGCCUCGCUGCAGAAGCCGAGGGAGGGGCUGCUGGCUCCAGGACGCUGCGACAUUGAGGACGGCAGCAAGUCUCCCAUCCCAAAGCGAAACGGCGCUGCUCAGGCCCUGCAACAAUGCAGUGAGACAAGUGGGAACAUGUAAGGCCAUGGUGCAAGGUCACCAAGACAGGCUGCAGCAUUUGGGAGAUGCAUUUGCAUGAACUUUGCCUGACUGGCGUAAUGAAGAAGCAUGGACAAGCCCACUCUUAGGAGAGACGCUGCAAGGAGGCGCCGGUGCAGAGUGGCCCUGUUUCUGCUGCUGGGCUAUGCAUUAAUUGUCGAGUGGCUCGUGUACUUGGUGGCACCUUACUGGAACUGGCCCUACCUCCCGCUGACUGCUGGGAUCGGCACCAGGCUCCUGUUGGUGGCAGACCCACAGUUGCUGGGGCGUGUCAACACUGCACCUGGAUUGUUCGGCAUCAUUGAGCGCUGGGAUGCUGAUAGGUACAUCAGCAAAACAUUUGCCCUGGCCAAUGACUACUUCAAGCCACAUGUGGUCAUAUUUCUUGGAGACCUCUCUGAUGAGGGCGAGUUUGCCACUGAUGAUGACUUCCGGUCAUAUGUAGAGCGCUUCUUUGACAUCUUCACACACAUUGACUACAAACAGGCUAUUUUUCUUCCUGGAGACAACGAUAUUGGCGGAGAAAGAAAGUCCGUGGGCAAGGCUGAGCUGGAACGCUUCAACUCUUACUUCCGCAACGACACCUUCUUGACUUAUCGUGGCAUCGACUUUAUCAAGGUGAACUACCUGACAACCUCAUAUGCCUACCGGUCUCACCUGUCCCAGCUGGGAAGCAAUGUUCGCUUCGUCCUCUCUCAUGUGCCUUUAUCCACAAGUUACGGUCACUAUAUCAAGGAUGUAGUGAAAGAACUGAGACCUGACGUGAUGCUGGCUGGGCAUCGUCAUGAGUCCGUGCACCUAGUGGCCGAGCAGAACACCGGCAGUGUAGAGCACCUGGAGUUGCGCCUGGGCUCCAAUCGGCGGCCCGUGAGGAUGGACCUAUCAGCAGGACGCCUGCACGAGCUCCGGCUGCCCCCUUGCUCCUAUCGCAUGGGCACCCAUUGGGUCGGUUUUGGAGCAGCCAUCCUCGAUCCUGAUCGCGUCCUGACAUACGGUGUGCUGUGGUCCCCGGACCGGCUGCUCUACCUGGCUGGCUACCUGGUUGUGCUGUUUGUCUGUGCCGUCCUCUGCCUUCCUGCUGCAUGGCAGCUGUGCGGCUCUGUAUGGCGCCAAUUGUGCCCAGGGAAGCCUUCGCGGUUCUAUAGUGGAAGUUUUCUGCCAACUUUCCACUGAUGGCACGCAUGUGUGUAUGUGUGUUUGCCAGUCACAUAGCCAGGGGGUGGCCACAGGCAAAAUGGCAGUUGGCUGCACUGAGGAGCUAUUAUUUAAAGUGAUAGACUAGCAUACACCUCUCCCACUGCGGUGGCUGAGUGGCUACAGCAUUCUGCUGCUGAGCACAAAAUUUCCAGUUUGUUUCUGGCCAUCACAGCUGCUGCUGCAUCACAGUCAAAGGGAAAUGCAAAGAUGCUCAUGCAUAGAGCUUUGGGUGCCCAUUAAGAAGAGCCCCGAGUGGUCAAAAUUAAUGUCAAGCUUUCUAUGCAGCAUCUCUUAUAGCCGCUGUGUUGCUUUGAGACAUUAAAUGCAGCGAUUCAGUUGAUCAGUAAACUUCCUAUCCAGAAGAAAACCCUGGCUGUGUGCCUGGUGUGUGCCAGCUGUUGAAGGCAUUUCCCGUUGCAAUUUCUUGUGGUAUUUUUUUUUUAGCAAUGCUGCAAUACUUGCUGCUUCCCGCUUCAUCCGCUCCUUGACUUCUGGAAGUAUGCACGUGAUCUCUGUAGUUCUCACAGAGGGGUUUUAUGACAGGCAUGUGAUGCAAGUAGGGAAGCCACAAACUAUAGCAAUGUUACGUUUUGUAUGCAGAAGGGCACUAAAGGCAAACAUCAAUUUAGGAAAACUAUAGGCUGGUGCUGGGCAUCAGUCAUAUCAGGAGCAGGGCAUUUCUCAGAAAAUGACAAAAAUUUUGCAUAGUUGAGCAUCAGGUGAAGUCACUUCCUUUAGAGCACUUCUGUUUGUGUGGUUAUGCAGUCAGCACUAGUGCCUUGAUUUCUUGGAUUGAUUACAAUAAUGAAUACUUCAAUGUCGGGUCCCAGAACAAAUGCCAGGAGCAUCUUCAAGAGCCACACUGUACAGCCAUCAAAAAGAAAAGCCACAGUUUAAUUUGGGUUGGAGGGCCCCUUUAGUGCCACUGCUUGGUUGUCUUAGCUGUUGCUCUGUUUUAUUCCCACAGCCGUUGUCGCCCACAUUCAUUUUUCGACUCUCUGGAUGUUCUGUAUAUUGGCAAGUAGCCUUUUUGAAGACCUAAGCUGGGCUCCGGGAGAAAUGGUAUUGCAGGCAGUGUUUUGGGCCCCUGUCUGAACCAGAAUUAAUACAGGCGACAGCUCUCUCAUCUCAAACACCUCUUACAUCUGGUGGUGAGUGGGUGGGCUGUUUUCUAUUGUCACAAAGUGUGCUAUGACUUAGCUGUUCUUGAUCCUAUCCACUGUGAAAUUUAAGUACUGGGUGCGCAAGGUGUUUGACUACAUAAUGAUGACUUCAAGAAUAGCAACAUUAUUUCAGUCAAGAAUAUGAAUAUUUGUUCCGAAUUAAAUUGUUUCUUUUACCACUGUUUUCUGAGGCUGUUGAAUAAAACCAUCUUCAGCCUCAAUUAUUUACUGAAUUCGACUUUGGUAACGGCUGCAUGCUUGGCUCACAUAGUGCAGGUUAAUGUUGGGCAGUUCUUCCACAAUUGCAGCUUGCAGCGAGUUUUCAACAUUGCGUGGCUGCUUGUCAGCUUCCUUCUCAGUGACGCUACCCACACAUAGCAGCAUAGUAGAUUUAUGUUGGGAACCAGGGACAGCACAUUGAGGGUGCCGUGGCCGUAGAUGUUCACAGCCAGCCACUCUUAGGUCACGCAGGCCCUGUGGGAGUAAGCAAAUCUAUUACUAAAGAGUGGUGCUUAGUGAUUUCAUGCACAGAAGGCCUGGCUGUUGGCUCUGCCACUUGAAGCUGCUCGGCAAUGGUCAUUAUUGACCUUUCAGGGUUCUCGCUCAUCAUGGCCUCCACUUGCUGGAGAAACUCAACUGCCUGAGGGGUGUCUGACCACUGGCAGUGCUAUUUUGUCUUUGUCUUGGGUGAUAAUUGGCCAAGGCCAUAAAGUGUUGCCUCACACCCCCAAAGAAAAAAAAGAAUUUGCCAACAUUCAAUAAGGAGGUGAUGUCCAAGUCUUCAUUUUCUUCAUGUAAGGAACUAGGACCGCAUACGGAUUCAUCUCUUGUGUCAGACUGAAAGGUGACACCCUGGAAUAAGUGCGCUAGAAUGGUGACAGAGGGGUUGGUGAAAAUGAAGUUGCCACCUAGACAGAUGGAAUGAAAAUGUUGGAUGUCUGUGGUGAUUUGAAGCUGUGUCUUCAAGUACCUUGUGCACCCAGUACUGGAACUAACUGUAGAUAUAGCAGUACACUUGAGGCUUGUCCAAACUGCCCAGUGACUGCUUGGUUAAUGAACCAGGUGCACUCUUUGAUGUAAUACAAGUGCUGUUUUCAUUUUUAUUUCAGUGCUGUAAAUGUGGACAUUCACAAAGAGUCCAUGCAUGUGUGUUAUGAGGAGCAAAGGACAUGGGUUCCUCAGUACUUUUCAAAAAGUGGUGGGGUUACCCUAUGUGGAAUGUGUGGGAAUCCCUGAUAUCUACUGUCUGUGUAGUGCAGCCAAAGCUACACACUGUGUAAUGCAAUGAUUGGAGCGCAGAUAGUCCUGCACAAGCACAGGAAGCCAUGCUCACCACAAGCAGAGAUUGAAGCGUCUUGCAAUACUUCAUAGUGGUAUCCCGCUUACUCAGCAUGUGCAAGUCACUCACAGAUGCUGGCACCAAGCCAGAGCCCCUCACAUAGUCGCUUUGCUGUCAUCAGCCUGGCUGUUAGGUGUCAUUGCUUGGCUUCAGCCAAUGAUGCUACAGUGAAAUCCUGAUCAUUUGAAAUCUCUUAAUUCGAACUGACAAAGUCCUAUGUUGUAUUCGAAUUGAGAAGAACUCCCUCGAAUUCGACCUCAAAAAACCACGCAGCAGUUAUUUUGAACAAAAUUUCUCAUUUCCAUGGAGCACUUUUCAAACAAACCUGAGCCAAAGGCGAAGGCUUUAUGCAUCGCUAGCUGCGUUCAUGUUGCACACCGUAAAAAUGACAAGGAAAGGCGCACUAGGAGCCGAGACCGAACUGGAGCAAGCAGAGCAGCACAUGCCUUCCUUUCCCUUCCGGUUUGGAAGAAGCAGAAAGGAGACCUUAGUGCGAGCUUGAUCACGUCAUCGCCAACAUUUGGCAUGCAGGAGAAUGACGUGCAUCAAGCCACCAUACUUACCGGCUCACGUUUGCACGUUUUCUCUCACAUCCACAGCAAACUGCACACGAGGCGCGAUCUUAUCCGAUUUGGACUUUAUACGGAACUUAGGCUUCUUCCAGCACAUGUCGUCGUGUGCUGGAAGAAACACACGACGAAAGAAGAAAGAUGACUUUCAAUGCGAGCUUAAUGACGAUUUUGUGUGCUGUACUGCACAAUUGAUUGGGUGCUAUAUUUGAUUGGGCUCUCCUUAGUUUGAACUCCAUUUUAUUUGAAUAAAUUUUCGGUCCCCUUGGAGUUCGGAUUAACGAGCUUCUACUGUGCUAAAUACUUCAGUGGUCUUACAAGUGACACAUCACAUCCUGUAGCUCUGGCUGCACUGCACAAGUGUCGUGAGAUGGAGUGUGGUUAUAUGUGCCUGGCACACAUAAGUGGCCUGGGCUGUUAAGCUGCUUCGGAGGUUUACUGGCACUGGUUUUGUCACGAGUCAAGACAGCUGAAAGUGUGCACAUGGCUCACCUGACAGCAUGAGACAGCACCUGACAACAGUUCCAAGUUACUUCACAAAGUUUUACUUGUUUAUCCCUGCAAAAGAGCACAGCACUUGUGCAUAUUUUGAAUGGCCACCUACAGGCACACUGCUUAUUAUCACACUUUUUUAUGUAAGCAGUUUUGUUUGUUACCAAGGUGGCACUUGCUAAGAAAAUGCACAGGAUUAUUGGGUCACUUUUUGAGUUGAUUGCUUGUUCUGCACAGUCCAGUGGGGCUGGAACAAGCAGAACAAGCUUUAGAAAGCUGUGGCCCUCAGUCUGAAGAUAUGCAUGCGUCUCACAGGGAUAGUUCACAACAGUCCCUGCUCUGAAGGUGCUGCAGCACAAGUGUCUCUGACUUCAGGCAGGCAAUACUGGAUGUCAUCUCUGUGACCAUGAUAUGUCUGCUGAACCAUGCUGAAUUUGCAAAAAGUGCAGCCAAAUGGGACUCUGUGUAAAGUAGAACAAGCCCUGGUUGUGCACUGCAACACAUACAGCCUGAAGCAGUUUGGAGGUGGUCACUUUUAGGCUAACUGUACCAAAUUAGGCAUCUGCUGCAGAGCUGAUUUUUGCAGAGAAAGUAAGAAAAUGGCAUCUCUUCAGCUAGCCAUUUAUCUCUGCCACUGUGUUCAUUACCGUCACAGUAAGGCAAGCCACCACUGCUGCGAGAAGUGGCUUGGACGUCUGGUUUAGUCGACGUUAAUGCAGUCAUCCUCAGGUCACUUUAUACUCUGCACUUGCACAGCACGUAUGUUUUACAUGUUACAAAGCUCAGUGUCAGGAACUUUAGAUUGCAUUUGGUUGAGUAUUUAGUGCAAUGUUUCCUCCUUUUUCUACUUUUGUUAAGCAUUUUGUUAACCAUGGAAAGUGACUUAUUUUCAUAUUAUGUACUUACAGCCUUUGCUGGAAGGAAACUAGUCAUGAUGACCUUCCUGUUAUGUGGAUGCUGCAUUUUCUGAAUUCCCUGACAUGCACUACACUUGUGCUGAAUUUUGGCGUACAGUUCUAAGGGAAGAAUAACGGUGCUGCCCUAAGAGAGCACGAUGUCUACAGAAUACUUCGCACUGACAGUUUGGGCUGUUGUCAAUGCAUCUGCACAUGUUGCAGAGCAGGUAAUCUAUAAUGCAGACUAUAUAUAGUACAUUGAGAUCAAGCACUAAAGAUCUGAUUUUAGUUUACAUUCUGUCACUCAAGCAAAAGAAAAGGUAUACUUAAAAGCGUUCAUUAAUAUUUCGGUUCCACAAGCAUUGUUUAGAUGUAGUUAUGUCCUCUUAUUCAGUUCAGUUGUGGGCUUUUUAAUCUGAAACAUUUUGAUGUCCAUUGUAGCACUUGACACAUGUCAAAGUUUGUGUUCUUUAUCAAGUAUCCGGCAGGGCUGUUCUAAGACUUUAAUGUCUUACUAGAGCUGUAUGUGUGUGGUCUGGGGCCAUUUUCCAAUUUCAGUUCCUGCAGGGACUGUCCUCCAGCUGCAUGCACUGAUUGGUUGGGUCAGUGAAAGCAGUUAUACUGAUCCACUUGUGGUAAAAAGUAUAUUUCCACUUACUACGCUCUUUUACCUUAAAUUAUAAAGGCACAUCUGCUGAAAGUGGAAUAACUGACCAUCUUAUUUUACAUGAAAAAUACAACAUUCAUUCAAGUUAUUGGGUGGAAGCCCUUUAAUGGUAUCAACUUCUUUAAGUAUUAUUUUUAAUAAUUUCUAUCUUUUUAUUUUUUUCCCACAGCUAUAGCUUCUACACUACAGGCAUGGCUUCAUGUUGUGGUGCCACAUUUAGUCGCUAAAGCAAAUCAUCCAAGAUUAUCAUGUGUGACUGAUCGUUGAAGCUGCAGAAUGUACCGUAGAAUAGAUGCAAUGGAACAUGGUGCUGCAUCAUGCUCAUUAACAGCCUAAUUCAAUAUGUUUCAGUGCUGUAGAACACGCUGUGUCAGCCACUUAGUGCAUGUACCUGAAGAACGAGUCCUCCGAGGCAUUAGGCUCAUAGUGCACGUUUCAUCAUAGUAUUCAUUGUGGAUCUUUUGGCACACUACAACAGCUGUAUUUUAGCUGGGACUCCCUACAUCAUCAUCAACCUGUUCAAACCCACUGCAAGAUUUCCUGUUGCUCAUUCUGUGUCAGCCGACACCUUGACCUCUGCCACCUUCAACUGCAUAUCCCUUCUCUUCGCAUCCAUUCACCUACACCAGUGGAGUUCCGAUUAUUUGCUCUGCGCAUUACGUGACCUGCCCAGCUCCACUUCUUUCUCUUAAAUUGCACUAGAAUAUUAGCUGGCUGUACGUGUUCUUUAAUCCACACUACCAUCUUUCUGUCUCUCUGUGUUAUAGAUAUCAUUUGUUCUUUUGCUUAUUGCAUGCUUGAUUAUUUUCAUUUGUUCAUGGGUGCAUUCAUUCGUCACACUUUGGUUCAGGCUCGUGACGUAAAAGAAUGCGGCACGAGAUAUUCAAUCUUGGUUCGAACCAACGAGUUUGCAUUUUCAAACCAAACAUUCUAACCACUACACCACAACUGCUUUGCAUGAGCUAACAGAUAACACCUGCAUUGGGGGCUGACAAAUGCAGAUGGCAUUCCAUCAGGCUCAUCCCAUGCGCUGUGCCAUGGUGCCCUGUCAUAUGCAGCACUGAUAAAGACGUGUUGCUUGUGUCAUUCCCACCCAUGCACUGUGAUGCUUGCAUUGCACAUAAUCGUUGCGAGGUUUGCAGGUUUGUGAAGCAAAUAAAGAAAAAUUUUGCCAGGUCUAAAGGCAAGCUCAGUAAAGGCAAUCUUAGAGAGCUCACUAACUGAAUGUGUACUUACUGAUGGACAGCACAUCUGUUCGCUGAUGCAUGCUUCUUGAGGUUACGGAAGGGAAGGGUCAUCUUAGUGUGGUCCAGGAGUUUCCAGUUGUUUGAGUGGUACUGGACUUCUCCUAAUGUUCUCCAGGAGUACCUGGAGUUUCUUCUCGAGAUCACUUGGUAUUCUUCAACUGUAUCAAGAAGUUGAGGGCUCAUAACUGCUGUUUUCUUUUUUUUAAACUGCCAGGUCUCUUUUUUCCAACUGCUUCUCAGCCCCUGCCAGUUUUCUUUCGCAUGUUGGUUUGCAGACAUUUUAUUUUACAUGCGAGCUGGUUUUUCAUAAUCGCUGCAGGCCUGCCAACUUUUCACUAUUUCAUCAUUGUGAUCACAUUGGCCCACUUAUUUCCUGCACUCUGCACUUAGUGAGUUGUGCUGAUGCAUUGCACACAUUUUGCCACACACACUGUCUUGAAUAGGGAAAAUGGAUAGGGAAAAUGCCAAACAAUUUGCAUUCUGGCAAUGUUGUUGAAGUUACUUAUCUUCUGUAGUUGGAUUAGCUGGAUACAGAUUUGUGAAUUGAUAUUCCACAUAACAAUAAGGUCAUCUGUAGGCUUAUUGCAAACUGGAGGAUGUUGUGUGUGAUUAUUGUUCUCAUGUAUGUCCUCGUGUAGGUUUCAGUACAUCCAACUGUAGUUGAAUCUCAUGUAUGCGCAAGAAAAUGUAAUGGGAGAACCAGUUACAAUCAGCUCAGCUGUAGAACUUGCAGAUUGAGAGCCGAAGCCCCAAGUCCUUUAACUGUAACUUAUUGGUCUAACUUGGUCAUUCCAUUUCUAUUUGUAAUGAGCAUAAGAAACCUGUAAAAAAAAAACACUAUUGACUGAAUUUACCAGUUAUAACACUUCAACUGAGUAGGUAUUUUUACCUCAGGAGAUUAUGGAACCAUACCAUGCUCAACAGGUCAUUUGAGGGGCACAGGUUUAGUCCAUGUACAUUGAAAAAAAAAAACAGAGAAGUGUUGCUACAUUUUACUACUAAUAUUCAGUGGAAAGUCAUGCGCCUUCCUGUUACCUCAGCCCAAAUGGCCAGGUUAUCGAGAUUGUGGUGGUCUUCUAUUUUAUGUAUAGUAUGCACACAUGGACUACCACAUUUUCACAGACAAUGAUUUUGGCUGUUAUUUUGUACUUGUUACUGCAGCUGUACAUAGUAGGUGUAUGGCUCAGAGAUUUAGAGUUUUAAUGCAGUGUGCACAUUGCUGUAGAAGGUACACGGUAACAUUUUAGCCACCAAACUGCAAUGGGACCCGCCAUGGUUGCUUAGUGGCUAUGGUGUUGGGCUGCUAAGCACAACAUCGCAGGAUCGAAUCCCUGCCACGGCGGCCGUGUUUCGAUGGGGGCAAAAUGCAAGAACACUCGUGUACUUAUAUUUAGGUGCACGUUAAAGAACUCCAGGUGGUCCAAAUUAUUCCGGAGUCCCCCACUUCGGCGUGCCUCAUAAUCAGAUCGUGGUUUUGGCACGUAAAGCCCCAUAAUUUAAUGUUUAAACUGCAGUAGGACAUGCAAUUGCUUUGACCUUCUAGAGAAAUACUGACCUGCAUCUUUGGUAUAAAGUCUGUUAGUUAGGUUACUUGGGUCACACAACAUAAACUGUCUUUGUCGUGCAGGCUUUGCUUUGCACUUUCUCUCUCACAAAAAGGACAAGUUCUGUUCAGGCUUGAAGAUGUUGUGAUCACAACUAGAUGUUGCAAGGUUGUUUUAGAAUUUGUACAGCAUGCCGUGGGUUCUGUCCUUGUGUAAAAAUAUGCAUUACUGGUUAACUCAGUGGUAGAAUCUCAUUUACUGCAUCAUCUAUCUUUUGUUUUGCACUGAUGACACUACAGGGUAGGUGUGACAUAGUGCACUGCUACUGAAGCCUGAAAUACACUGUUUAUUUGCCGGUUACUUGCUGGCAGUGAUGAGAAAGGUGCUUAAUUUUGUGCUCUUGAAUACACUGUUGCUCAGCAUAAUUCAAACUCCUAACUUAAUUCAGCAGGCUCUGGCACAAAGAGAAGUAUGUCCGAAACACCAUGGCAGUACACUGGUGGGUUAGUACUAUAGCUGUAGUAUACUAUAGCUGAUGCAAGGUUCUAGUAUUCCAUGGUUACAGGCUCAAGUUGCGGCUGUGUUGCUAAAGACAGAGUCUGGUCUGUAUUACUUCUCUUUGUCUUGUAGAAAAUAAGGAAUAUGCCAACAGUGUAACAGAUUUUGCAAUUGUAAAUGGGCACCAUACUGACGGGUGGGUACAUACAGACCCUGCUUGUUUGUCUUAUUAUGGGCACGUCUGAACCUGCUUGGUUCUGUCCACAUUUUUUAACUGGUUGUGACAGUUUGCUCAUGCAAAUUGGCAAAAGCCAGAAAUUUGUCUUGGAGGACGUAUAACUCAUGUGUAAAACAACCUAGACUUUGAUAAGCUUUGCUGUUGAGAUAGCAUUUUGAAUUUUACUUUCGAACUUGCUUGUGUGUCAGCAAAGUGCAUUGUGGUGCAGUGACAGCAUCCUUUAAUUGCACACUCUGUAAUAAUGAACAGCACUUUUAUUUGUACUUCACUGUGUCUACUUGCAGGGUUAGUUCCAAGAGGCUCAAGCACAAAUGUUGCUUGCUUUUUUAGUAACCUUGCUACAUAUGCCCUCCACACUUGUUUAUCUUACCUUGUUGAUUUGUUUGUUCAAUCUUAUCUCAUGAGAUCGGUUGCAUAAUCGCACUAUACUUUAUGUAGUGUGUUGAAGCAAUUUUUGCUGCAAUGAUUGUCAACUGUAGUGUAAGGCUUUUAGCAUGUUUCUUCCAAGCAGAACAAGAUAUAACAGUGCCCAUUUGGCAUUGUUGAUGUGUAGUAUGCACUAUAUAGCUUGGCUUGCAAGUGUUCCUUGUACAUAGAAUGACUACAAGAACAUGUAUGAAACAUCAAGAUACAGAGAUUUCAACUCUUGAAAUUAUGAGUGAGAUCGUUGCACGAGGCUGAUUGUGUGCAAAAUAUUGGUGAUGGAAAUAAAAUAUGGAGUCUGCAGAAA
Dermacentor andersoni is the source of this 11724-nucleotide messenger RNA. RefSeq lists its product as uncharacterized. NCBI's taxonomy places the organism in Eukaryota, Metazoa, Arthropoda, Arachnida, Ixodida, Ixodidae. Gene Ontology annotation, cellular component: endoplasmic reticulum. Gene Ontology annotation, molecular function: hydrolase activity. The record is from RefSeq and is a predicted model, not a curated record. Gene Ontology annotation, biological process: GPI anchor biosynthetic process.